AUGUACAGGGAAGGAAAUUACUCUGAAUGAUGAUAUAGUUCAAGAAGAUAUGCUGACAAAAUAAGGCACUAGCGAAACCAGCAUUCUUAUAAUGAAAGUAGGGUUUCUCAGAAUCUGUUGGUCUGUGGCACUGAGCCCUAUAAAGCUCGUAACCACCGUGCCCUCCCGUCUCUAACGCCAGAUGUGAGCAGUGCCUCUUUCGCGCUACAGCAGCCUUACUUUCGGAUUGGUCAGUAAACCAAGCGCUUGGAGAGUUACUGCCGAGAAACCUAGCGACUCUCACCAUCAAAGACCGCGAACAGCCUAUUUUAAGGGGCGUGGAUAAGAGCUGAGUGAGUGGAAUGGCCAGGACUGUCGUUGUUUUGAGUCAAACUCACUGUGCUGAGCCCCACAGCCUGGUACUGUGUGGGUGCUAACAGAGAGGAACAAAGCAUGUGGACCACAUCUGCUAUGACAGUCAACAUGUCUGAGGCUGAGCCAGACCACAUUAACUGCACCAUCAGCCAUGAGAUCCACCAGUACCUGUUCUCUGUGGCCUACAUCCUGGUUCUUUUGAUUGGCGUUCCCACCAACGCCUACUCCCUCUACCAUGCCUGGCUUCAGCUGAGAGACAAGAACGAGCUGGGGAUCUACCUGCUCAACCUGACCGUGUCAGACCUCCUCUACCUGGCCUCUCUGCCUCUCUGGCUGCAGUACAUCUUCCAGGGAGAUGACUGGAGACAAACUGAGUGGCUUUGCCAGCUGUGUGGCUUCCUGCUCUAUGAAAACAUUUAUGUUAGUAUCGGAUUCUUAUGUUGUAUCUCUAUAGACCGUUACCUGGCCGUAGUGUACCCAUUCCGCUUCACAGCUUUUCGAAGUAUGCGGGCAGCCACGUUGGCCAGCGCCUUCAUCUGGCUGAAAGAGAUUGCUGUGGGUGUUGUCUUUUUCAGACACAAGGAGCUAAGCAGGGACAGCACCAACCAAUCAGUGUGCUUUGAGCACUACCCCAUGCAGCCGUGGGAGUACCCAAUCAACUACUACCGUUUCGCUGUUGGCUUCCUGUUCCCACUAGGCAUCCUGUCCGUGUCGUAUCUCCGCGUCCUGCGGGCGGUCGGAAAAAGCGUAGGCACGCAAAGCACCCAGAAAACACGCAUCAAGAACCUGGUGACCAGCACCAUUGUCAUUUUCCUGGUGUGUUUCUCUCCAUACCACGUGUUCCUGCUGGUGCGUACCAUCUUAGAAAGAGACUGCCCCUUCAUAAUCAACAUCUUCAACUACUACCACGUCUCCCUGCUGCUCACCAGCUUCAACUGCGUGGCCGACCCAGCACUGUACUGUUUCGUCAGUGAGAGGGCCCAGCAGGGGAUCCAACAAGCCCAGGAGGCCUGUAGGCAGGCCCUCUGCUGCUGCUGCCACAGGGGACAGCACAGCCCUGUCACAGCCACAGGUACAGACUCCGAGGUGGCCACCUCCAGCGAGAACAGAAAAGUCUCAGUCACACUGCUGACGUCUAGUAGUAAUAUUAAUAAUACAUGGGUUUUAUGAAGCUCUUUUGAAGGACCUAAAGACACUUGAAUAGUAGACUAGGAGCUAGGGUUGGAUUUGGAUGAGAGAGAAGGUCGGGGAAAACAUACAUACAGUGACAGGACAUUGGACAUGAGACAUUGGACAAUGAUAUGAUUAUGGCCAGUCCCAUGAGCAGUAACAUGUGAAGUUCAUAGGAGCCCAUCAAAUUCGCUGUCAAAUGAAAGCUAAGAGUCUAUAUUUUAAAGAAAUUAACUUAUAUAUACAUUUUUCAACCAUUUCCAAUGCAAAACAUGUGGAAUAAGCAAAGGCUUUGAUUUCUGUUCAACCAGAUAGAAAAGGGGUCUUAUAAAACAUCUACCAGAAAAGGUCUUAAAGGUAUUAGAAAUACAUCAAAACCCAGUAAUGUUGAAGUAAAGACCCUUCCAAGUAAUAUCUAUAUAUUUAUAUUUAGUUUUGCAGAAAUUUUUUGACAUCUGUAAGUUUAAGGAAUAUUGCCUAGUGUCUUGUCAUUCUCUUACCAGAAACAUAUCUUUAAGAUAUUUUCUCAUUUCUCUCCCUCAUGAGGAGGGAGGAUAAUGAAAGUUCACAUAAGUAACAAUUAAAGGUAGACCUACCGAUUUGAGUGUUUUUACUGAUAACAAUUUGGUUUAUGAUUUAUUAAGUGAUUUAAAACGUGCCAUUUUUGUUACCAAAUUGGUAACGGAAUGACUUCUCCAAUUGAAGUCACUUCUCCUGGUUCUUAUUGUCACCUAGCCAUGACUCUCAUGAGCCCUCUCUAUUUCCAUUUACUGUAACCAGCCCUCUCACCCACUGAGCACCGACGGACACCGCACGUCCAUGGACGUGGAAAGUAGUUUACAUUUUGUCAGUCCAAAUCUAAACCAAUCAUAGAUGUCUGUUUCUACUCUACUGUACUGACCUUUACUAUGCUGAACUAUACUGUGCUGUACUGACAUUUACUUUUCUGAACUAUACUGUACUGUACUGACCUUUACUGUACUCUGCUCUACUGUGCUGUAUUUUGGUGCUGUACUUUGUUGUCCAAACGUGUGAAACAAUGACGUCUAUGAUUGGUACAGAUUUGGUCCGAACCGGACCAACCAGAUUUGGUCUUGUUUGGGGCCGGAGCUCAUUAGAAUAAUAGCCAUUGUGUAGAAUAAUGCAUUACAUUUGUUCUACCUUUUGUGUACCUUUUCAGGAUACAUCACAAUAAUUAUGCACUUCUGUAUAGUACAGAUCAAUGGUCUCAUGAUGUGACCAUCUGUUUCCCGGGUGUUAAUCCACUUCACUUACUGUAUGUAGUUCAAUAACCAAAGUAGAUUUUUCUUUUCAAACUCAAGUUGUCAUAUCAUAGCUGACACCGAUUCUUUCUGCAAACAUCUUUGAAUCUUAAUUUGGAGUAAAACGUGGUCCAAAAAAACUGAGGGAGAUUAUAUUGGCAUUCUGUUACCAAACUUUACAUCUGCACUGUUCUUCGAGUCAAUGUUUCUGUCAAAUAUUCAGUGGGAAUUGUUAAAAGUUGUGCAUAGAGCUGUAUGCUUUGUUGAACUUUGCAAUCAAUGGUUUUUGUCUGGCAUACAGUCUGUGUCAUUCUGUUACAGUGGCCUUGGACAUAUGACAUAGUAAAAGUGUUAUCAUUAAGGUAGUAACAUAUGAAUAUGAUGCUUUUUGUUUUUUAAAUGAAUGUUUUAUACUUUCUUUAACAUGUGCAGGACACUUGCACAGGUGAUGCUGCCUUGUGUAUAAGCCUGAGUUGAAAACUAUCUUCAAUACCAAGUUCUUUCUGCAACAUUGUCAGGUUUUAAUCUUUCAUCACAUUAUGUAAUAUUCAUUGUGUGUUUUUGGUUUUGAGAGUGACUCUGAAUUCAUAUGACAUAUCAGCACAGAUUCGACAUAUCAGCACAGAUACGACAUAUCGACAUAGCCUCUUGACCAAACUUAUCUCUAUUUCCUGAUUGUUUCUUUUUAAGUACACUGAACAAAAAUAUAUAAAGUGUUGGUUUCAUGAGCUGAAAUAAAAUAUCCCAGAAAUGUUUCAUACAUACAAAAGCUUAUUUCUCUUAAAUGUUGUGUACACAUUUGUUUACAUUCCUGUUGGUGAGCAUUUCUCCUUUGCCAAGAUAAUAAUCCACGUGGCAGGUGUGGCAUAACAAGAAUCUGAUUAAACAGCAUGAUCAUUACACCUUGUGCUGGGGACAAUAAAAGGUCACUCUAAAAUGUGCAGU
Messenger RNA from Oncorhynchus tshawytscha (Chinook salmon), 3731 nucleotides. RefSeq names its product ovarian cancer G-protein coupled receptor 1-like. NCBI's taxonomy places the organism in Eukaryota, Metazoa, Chordata, Actinopteri, Salmoniformes, Salmonidae. The transcript has 2 exons. The record is from RefSeq and is a predicted model, not a curated record. Gene Ontology annotation, cellular component: membrane. Gene Ontology annotation, molecular function: G protein-coupled receptor activity. Bases 433 to 1524 code for a protein of 363 amino acids. Gene Ontology annotation, biological process: cellular response to pH; G protein-coupled receptor signaling pathway.